AUGGGACGACUGUCUUCACUUAUCCUACUGGUAGCAGCUUUCGCCGGAUGCCAAACGGCACCAACCACCACUACAUUCAUUCAGCCCGCUCAGUUUUAUCUGCUGCAACCUCAGCCAUCAACACUGAAGAUUCAGCCACACCUAAUUCAACCGAUUCAACACCUCAAAUUGCAACCUAAGCAGCAACUGAUCUAUUACUAUCCGUCGAUCCCUUUGGGAAGUCAAAUUCAUGACAAACCGAUUCAAUUGAUCACUCUAAAGGAUGAGGAAGAGGCACCCUGGUGGCAGGGUUUUGUUAAUUUCUUCCAACCAAGCACGGAAAAGCCGGCGGGAGCACCCGAGGCGGCAACGGAAGCACCCGCCGAAGGCGAAGCCAUGAAAAAACAACAAACGUUCAUGGUACCAGCCGACGCUGAGCAGCUCCCUACGAAAACCGGAGUCCAAUACAAUCCACAUGGACACCGAUAUUACAUCUUAUCUGGGGCUCCGCAGUUCUACGGGAACUUCGACGCUCUUCGAAAUCCGCUGAGUCCUAUCUUCAGUCUGCAACCACUGCAGGCUAUUCACGCCCGGGCUAACUCGGAUAUCCAAGCAGAAGACGAUCAGCAACGUCUUCAGCCCCAGAUAGUAACCUCUCUCGCACCGAUCGCACCUGUUCCGGCGCCUGUUCCAGCACAACUCAAAAACGACCUUUUGGAGUCGCAUCCGGAUAAAAUCCAUGCCACCUGGGCACGCUCUUUGGACGAAGAAUCCACUCCGGAGCCUCAGCAGCAGGAGUUGCCGCAAAUUCAAGGUCGUUCACAGCAGGAUGAAGACGAAAAUGGACAAAACCUUCCGCAGGCCGAUAUGGACGAAAGCAAAAAGGAAGACCGAGAAGAAUCGCGAUCAUCGCACGAACCAUCCGUUGCUGCGGUGAAACCUGCCGGAUUGGCUAUCGCCGGCAGUAGUGGUCUAGCUGCUUCCGCUCCAACUGGCACAGCCAUUGCCGGAAAGAAAGGCUUAGCCUUGGCGUCGCCUUCCGCUACCUCCGUUGCUGGGAAUUUCUUCGGCGAUGAUGACGACGAUAAGAAAAAUUAG
Sabethes cyaneus is the source of this 1077-nucleotide messenger RNA. RefSeq lists its product as uncharacterized. Bases 1 to 1077 code for a protein of 358 amino acids. The record is from RefSeq and is a predicted model, not a curated record. The transcript has a single exon. NCBI's taxonomy places the organism in Eukaryota, Metazoa, Arthropoda, Insecta, Diptera, Culicidae.